This is a messenger RNA of Diaporthe amygdali, 1359 nucleotides long. Its product is annotated as DNA/pantothenate metabolism flavoprotein. The coding region runs from base 1 to 1359 and encodes 452 amino acids. Gene Ontology annotation, cellular component: nucleus; cytoplasm. The record is from RefSeq and is a predicted model, not a curated record. NCBI's taxonomy places the organism in Eukaryota, Fungi, Ascomycota, Sordariomycetes, Diaporthales, Diaporthaceae. Gene Ontology annotation, molecular function: phosphopantothenate--cysteine ligase activity. The transcript is spliced from 2 exons. Gene Ontology annotation, biological process: coenzyme A biosynthetic process.
AUGCUACAGUCGUCGCAGCCUUCACAUUCGCCCCGGGGCUCCAGGUCACCUGAAAAUCACCUGACGUCGACAUCGCUGUCCAUCUCCUUCAACCUCACGCCAGCUCCUGAUUCCCAGCCGCCAUCACCCGUCUCUUCCAUCUUCUCAUCCACGUCCUCCACACAGGCCAGUAUGGCAUCAUCAAAUGGAGUAGAACCGGUGUCUACCGAGGUUGAGAACCACUACUUCAGCUCGAACCCGCCUCCCAAAGACCUGCCUCGUCAUACCAAGCAGGCUGAGGACUUCAUCAAAUUUCAUCAUGCUGCCAACCGCCGCGUAUGCCUCGUCACGUCAGGCGGUACCACCGUGCCCCUGGAGAAGCAGACAGUCCGAUUCAUCGACAACUUCUCCGCAGGUACUCGAGGCGCCACAUCUGCUGAGUACUUCCUCGAAGCUGGCUACGCAGUGAUUUUCCUGCAUCGUCAAUUUUCCUUGCUCCCUUACUCCCGCCACUACAGCCAUGCGACGGACUGCUUUCUGGAUUUCCUCACCGAAGGGCAGGACGGGACCGUCCUUGCCAAGCCCGAGUUCACGCCAAAGAUGCUCUCCGUCCUGCGCAAGUACCAUUCGGCUAGGAGGCAGAACCUUCUGUUGACGGUGCCGUUCGUGACAAUCGGUGACUAUCUUCAUGAACUGCGUGCUAGCGCACGCCUCAUGCAGCCCUUGGGCCCAGAUGGCCUGCUGUACCUUGCCGCGGCGGCGUCUGACUUCUUCCUGCCGCAGGACAGGAUGGCGGAACACAAGAUUCAGAGCACGGAUGCCGCGGACGGGGUGAAGAAGGCGGCAGAGAAGGCGGAGCCAAAGGCGCCGUCGAAGGGAGAUUCGAACGAGGAAGAGACAUUUGACAACUUUGACUCAAGCCCCCAGGUGCCGAGGAGUAAGAGGCUUGUAGUGGACUUGGACCCCGUGCCGAAAUUCUUGAAGAACCUGGUCGAUGGGUGGGCGCCCCAGUGCAUGAUUGUGAGCUUCAAGUUGGAGACGGAUCCAGAAAUCCUCGUGCACAAGGCAAAAUAUGCCCUCGAGCGGUACAGUCACAACCUCGUCAUCGGCAACCUCCUUUCCACCCGCAAAUGGGAGGUCGUCUUCGUCUCGCCCAAUCGUCCAGACAAGUGGAUCCGUGUGCCUUCUGUCCAGACUACGGCAGGCCAUAAGAGGACGAUCAGCGAGACAGAGAAGGAGAAGCCUCUGGAUCCUAGCAUGCUGCCGGAGGGUGAGCCAGAUGUCGAGAUCGAGAGUAUCAUUAUUCCGGCUUUGCAGGAGGUUCAUACUGCUCAUAUUACAGAGGCCAGGAGCAAGGAGAAUGGCGACAAGAAGGCCUGA